Messenger RNA from Oryza brachyantha (malo sina), 1412 nucleotides. RefSeq names its product protein trichome birefringence-like 38. Gene Ontology annotation, cellular component: Golgi apparatus. Gene Ontology annotation, molecular function: O-acetyltransferase activity. NCBI's taxonomy places the organism in Eukaryota, Viridiplantae, Streptophyta, Magnoliopsida, Poales, Poaceae. The coding region runs from base 19 to 1203 and encodes 394 amino acids. The record is from RefSeq and is a predicted model, not a curated record. The transcript has 6 exons.
GGUCGAUUGUUCACAAGCAUGGGGCUGAGGCUGAAGAUGAUUCCAUCCGGAUUCCCUGCACUUCUCAGAAGGAAGAUGAAGAGUAAGGUGGUUGUGUAUGGGGUGGUGCUGGUCGUGUUCCUCCUGGCGUGCACCGCGGCGGCGGCGGCCGCGGCGAUUACCAUCUCGAGGAAGCACCAGCACAGGGCGUCGUGCGACGUGUUCGCCGCGGGGAGCUGGGUGGUGGACGAGUCGUACCCGCUCUACGACUCGGCGGCGUGCCCCUUCAUCCGCGCCGAGUUCGACUGCCGCCGGUACGGCCGCCCCGACAAGGAGUACCUCAAGUACCGGUGGCAGCCGAGCCCGCCGUGCUCCGCGCCCAGGUUCGACGGGGUGGCGCUGCUGAGGAUGUGGAGCGGGAAGAAGGUGAUGUUCGUGGGCGACUCCCUGGCGCUGAACCAGUACGAGUCGCUGCUGUGCAUGCUCCACGCCGCCGCGCCCAACGCCCGGACCACCGUGACGCCGGCGUCGGGGAAGAUCGACCCCUCCACCACCGCCCGGUUCGAGGAGUUAAACGUGACGAUCGUCUACUACCUGUCGCACUACCUGGUCGACAUUGUCAACGAGAGGGCCGGGCGCGUCCUGAAGCUGGACGCCAUCGACCAGGGCCGCGACUGGCUCGGCGCCGACGUGCUCGUCUUCGACUCCUGGCACUGGUGGCCGCGCUCCGGCCCGACGCAGCCCUGGGACUUCAUCCAGGAGGGCAACACGAUGGUGAAGGACAUGGACAGGACGCAGGCCUUCACCAAGGCGCUCAACACCUGGGCGAGAUGGGUCGACGCCAACCUCGUCCAGGCCAGCACCAGAGUCUUCUUCCAGGGCAUCUCGCCGUCGCACUACAGGGGCCAGGACUGGGGCGCGUCGGCGAGGGCGACGUGCAUGGGGGAGACGGCGCCGGUGAACGGCACGGCGGCGGGGGCGGGGGCGGGGGCGUACCCCGGCGGGCCGAUCCCGCAGCAGGCGAUCCUGAGGGGCGUCCUGGCCGGCAUGGCGAAGCCGGUGUACCUGCUGGACUUCACCUACCUGUCGCAGCUGAGGAAGGACGCGCACCCGACCAAGUACAACGGCGGCAUCUUCGGCGAGGACUGCACCCACUGGUGCGUCGCCGGCCUCCCCGACACCUGGAACGUCCUCUUCUACGCCGCGCUCACCGGCCAGCAGUGAUGGCUGGCUAUGCUGGCGAUCACACCCAAUCAAGAUAGGAUAUAGUUGCAAUAAUCAAAAGGGAAAUUUUAUAGAUACAUAGAGGAUUGAUUUUAUAUAGGUCUCUGGAAAGAUUUUUCUGCCAAAAAAUUAUAGCAGAAGAUAUAUUUGUUGCCAAAAAUGACAAAAUGAAAAAGCCUGAUUAAUUCUUUCUCAGAAAUGGAGGUGCA